Molecule: messenger RNA, 1245 nt
Organism: Scheffersomyces amazonensis
Lineage: Eukaryota; Fungi; Ascomycota; Pichiomycetes; Serinales; Debaryomycetaceae
Gene: SOL1
Product: Sol1p
Exons: 1
Coding region: 163-1119 (318 amino acids)
Source: RefSeq, a predicted model, not a curated record
CAUUUUUGUAAACACGAUACAUGCUAAAGAAAAAGUCCCUUAUUGUCUCUUAAGCUGUAGAAGAAGUGCACCAGUGGAUCUUGAUCUUUGAUAAUCUUCAUUUGAUCCUUUAUUUACGGUAGUGAACUCAUACUGGCACUUACCAUACAAAUUCAUUCAGCUAUGUCACAAAUAUCUAUAACUCCUCUGACUCCACCUAGAUCAAGCACUAAAUCAACCAGAUCAAAUCCAUUGUUAUCUACUCCAUCUUCAUCCACUACUCCUAUACAGCAACGUAAUGGAUUGGUAACUCCUUCAACUGUUAGUAAGAAUAAGAAUAGUUUUCAAAUUACCCAUGGAUUAACUAAGAACAAUAAUAAUGGAAGGUCAAUGCCUACAAAUACUACACCAAUUGCUUUUAAGACUCCUAGUUCAAUACAGAAGAAAAAAUCAUCAGCUCAUCUAACUAUUCCCAAAUCAUCAACUAAAUUAUUACCUUCUACGCCGGAUUAUGCUUUCACUCCUAGAAAGUCUCCAAUAUCUCGUAAAAGAAAAGUUAUUGGCGGUGGUAAUGGGAUAAGUAACGAUAUCAUUAAUGACACGACUUUUACAAUGCCAUCUACAACUACAGGAAAAAUCUCAUUUGGAUUACUAUUACCUGCUCCAUCAAAAAUUGGAUCUGGAAGACAACAAUCAAGAUUAACAUCUAAUAAAGAUAAAAUCUUUCUUUCAUCAUCUCAUCUCUUUAAUGAUAAUCAUUCUGAAUUUAAUGAUAUUUUCCAUGAACAAGAACUGGAAGAAGAAAUGAUUCCUCAAACUCCAAGUAAACAAUUAAUAAACGAUAAUUUAGUUAAUCAUUGGCAUGGAAAAUCUUAUAAUAAUUACUACUCAUCCGAUGAAGAUGAAUUACCUACACGUACCGAAGUGGUUAACCCAUUUAUUAAUAAUGGAUCUUCAUCUACCAUCAAUAAAUCCAGAUCUAUAGAAUCAAAUCCAUUCACAAAUAAUAGUUCUCAAUCUAUUAAUUAUGAUACACAUAUGGAAUUAAUUAAUAAUAAGACAGGUCACAGAAGAGUAGUUAAGUUGACAUCCAACCAAUCGAAAAUUAAACCUAAGAAGUUGGAUUUCUCAGGAUUAUAAUACUAAUCCAUCACAAAUCUCUCCCUUACAGGUUAAGGUAUCCAUUUUUUAUUUCUUAAUUCAAUUUAUACAUAUAUAGUUAUUUAGUAUUUAGUUUAGUAGACAGCCCUAUAGCUUAUAUGCCGG